AUGGCCUCUCCAGAAUGGCCUCCCAAGGAAAUGAGAAUCUCCAAAAGCUACCUCUUAGGCUGGAGCGAGAAACCUCUCAAACCCCGCACUCCACCCAUACACAACCCCUACAAAGAAGUUGUCAGCUCACCUGGCGCAAUGAUUGAGUACGUCGCCAGUGAUGGCCGUAAAGGCAAAGUUUCAGGUCUCCCUAACUCUUUCCCCCAAAGACUCCAGACUGCACAGCGUCUGCUCACUGCGAAGAACCUCGCCAAGUUACCAUCUGAGGCCCUCCAGGGAAAGACCGCAUCCACUGUGGCAAAGGCUGCAAAGAGCGAAUCUAAGAUUGGCAUGUUAGGUGGCAUGGGUGGCCUUUGGGAUGAAGAUCCCAAAGAGGAUGCAGGCGGUUGGACCAAGAAGCAGGAUGACGAACUUAUGGAGCGGAAGAACGCAGGUGAACAGUGGGCAACGAUCGAGAAAGCGAUGGGGAAGAGCAAGGCAGACUUAACAAAGAGGUUCAAAGACAUCAAGCCAGCGGACUGGAGGCCAUCCCAAACCAACAAGGGCAGUAAAGGUCAGAAGCAAAAGAACAACAACAAGAAUCAAGGCAAGCAGGAAAAACAGGAUGGCGCGGAGAAGAAAAAGACUGAAGCCUCAUCGUGGGAAACGGCCGAUACUGGUAACAACCAGAGUGGAGAUGCAGAGCCUUGGGGAAACACCUGGGACACAGAGGCGGCUGAUGUAGGAAACAACAGUGGUGGCAUGGGCGAAACAUUCGAGGGAGCGAACAAAUGGGAAUCACCACAGGAGAACACUAACGACGAUAACAAUGGCGGUUUCGGCGGAGCUGCAUCUUGGGAUAAUGCUGACAAGAAAGACGAAGAUGUGCUCCCCAGUUGGCAGACCAAUGAUGAAGACAACAAGACCACCGACAACAAGAGUUCUAAAGACGAUGCAAACGGAGAAGAUCAGAGUAAUGGCAAUGGAGAUUCAAAUGGUGGCGGUACUUCGGAUUGGAAGAAUUCUUCAGGGGAUACUGGAGGCGCACCCGCUGAAACUUUCGAUUCAGGCUGGCCCCAAGAUAAAAGCUCUAGCAGAAGCCAGAAAAGCUCCCGUGACUCUAAGUCUCGUUCUAAACAUCAUUCCAAAUCCAGUCGUCCUUCGGCUUCCGCCAAAAAGAACAAUGACUCUAGCUGGAAUAAUGAAGAAUCGGUGGAGAAGAAAUCCAGUCGUCGCUCGGACUCCACCAAAAAGGGCAAUGACUCCUCUAGCUGGGGCAACGACAGUUCGUCUGAGAGCGAGUCCAACUCCAGUUGGAAAGAUGAUGACAAGAAGCGUGAGAGGCGCGACAAAAAGAAAGACGACAAGAAGAAGGACGAUGAUACGGAGUCCACGGCCUCAACCGUCUAUCAGGAGCUCUACCCCGAUGCAAAUUUCUCCAUGAAAGAUUUGACUCUCGUUGCCAAGAUUCUCAAGGAUGACAAUAAGAUGUUGUGGCUCAGGAUUGCAAGCCGAUUCCGCGACAAGACUGGAAGGAUCCUCGAUCCAGAUGUCUUCGAGCACAAGCUGACGGGAAAGGUAGCAUCCAAAGGCAACUGA
Aaosphaeria arxii CBS 175.79 is the source of this 1578-nucleotide messenger RNA. RefSeq lists its product as uncharacterized. Bases 1 to 1578 code for a protein of 525 amino acids. The record is from RefSeq and is a predicted model, not a curated record. The transcript is spliced from 2 exons. NCBI's taxonomy places the organism in Eukaryota, Fungi, Ascomycota, Dothideomycetes, Pleosporales.